This is a messenger RNA of Entrophospora sp. SA101, 792 nucleotides long. Lineage: Eukaryota; Fungi; Glomeromycota; Glomeromycetes; Entrophosporales; Entrophosporaceae. The record is from the annotation of a GenBank genome assembly.
AUGCCAAGACCAUCUAAAAGAAAAUUACACACAAGAAACCUAGUAAAUAGUAAAGAAAGAAAUUCUAAUGGAACUUUUGGUAUUAAAAAAACAAAAGAAUUGAAUUAUUCUUCAGUAGAAGCUCUCAAACAUGGUGACAAUGAUAUUAUCUGGGAAGAAAAAGACAUAGAACAAAUAGAAUCAGAUGAUUCUUUGACAAAAAUUCUUGAUGAUGAGUCAAUACAAUGGCUUGCUGACACCUUACCUUACGAAGCAAAUAAUGAUUCAAAAAAGGAUGCACGUUGUUUAAAACAAUGUUUGUUGCAAGAUUAUGAAUGGGACCUUCUGGAAAAAGUUUUGUUAUUGCUAAAACCAUUUGAAGAAGCAACAACAUUUUUUUCUGGUGCACAAUAUCCAACAUUGUCUCUUAUGUAUCCUACAAUCCAAAAAUUAAAAAUUAAAUAUGCUUGUGGUGUAACAGGUAGAAAUAGAAAAGAUGAUAAUGACAAUGAUGAAUUAAUUUCAUCUGAUGAUGAAACUGAUAUUGAUGGUAAUUGUGAUUAUGAUCAUGGAGAAAGUCAAAAAAAAUCCAAUCCACCACCAAGACCCAAUCUAAAUAAUAUAGCCAUGAUAUUUCAACAAAAAAUAUAUGAGACUAUUGAAAAAUUGAAUGAACUUUAUUUAGAAUUAAAAUAUGUUGAAGAACAAGAUAGACAAUCAUCAUGUAUUUCAUCAUCAUCACAAGCAACAAAAGUCUCACCAUUUUUUGAAUCAAUAUUUGGAAAUUUAAAUGAUGAGGAUUUGACUGCGUGA